AUGGAAGAAUCACAACGAGGAAAUGACAAAGGAAAGAGCAAAGUUAGUGGGGGUUAUAAAUUGUGGACGUUGGAAGAGAGCAAUGAGUUGCUACAACUCAUGGUUGAUGCCGCCAAUCGUGGAUGGCGUGAUAGUAAUGGAAUGCUAAGUAAGCAAACAGUUGAGAAAAAGAUACUUCCUGCUCUUAAUGCAAAACUUGGAUGUGAAAGGAAUCAUUCACAAUACUUAAGCCGAUUGAAAUGGUUUAAGCAACAAUAUAAUAUUUUUUCUGAGCUUAUGCGUCAUAGCUCUGGGUUUGGGUGGGAUCCAAUCACAAAGAAGUUCACUGCUAGUGAUGAAGUGUGGAAAGAUUAUAUUAAGUCCCACCCGGCCCAUGUCAACUUUCAGACAGACACUUUUGCUGACUAUGAACUUCUGAGAAUUGCAAUUGGGAAUGGAACUGCCAUUGGAAGAAACUCAAUUGCAUUGGGAGAUGAUACGGAUGCAAGAAUAUUAGGAGUGGAAGAAAGUAGACGUGUGGGGAUAGAUGACUUGAGUUAUGACUAUGAUAAUCAUGCAUUCAUACCAAAUGAAGUUGAAGCUGCAACAUUCCAAGAUCUAUCACCCAAACAACCUAAUUCAUAUAUUCCCACUCAAGGCACGAAUGUGGAGCUUCCCUUGGAAAGCAAUGGUCAGAAAAAAAGAAAUAGAACUGAGUAUGAGGGGAACACUAGCUCUUUUGAGACCAACACUUGA
Molecule: messenger RNA, 735 nt
Organism: Prunus armeniaca (apricot)
Lineage: Eukaryota; Viridiplantae; Streptophyta; Magnoliopsida; Rosales; Rosaceae
Source: the annotation of a GenBank genome assembly